AUGUCUUCUGGAAAAAAGUUCCCCCAGUACCUGGCGGCAGUGUGCGUCUCCAUAGGUGCCUUCGGCACGGGAAGUGUCAUAGGAUGGACCUCGAAUAUCUGCGAAGACCUAAAGAAUGGCAAAUUGAAUGAACUUGAGAUGGACGACGAUCAGCUGGGAUGGUCAGGAUCAUGCAUGACUUAG
Acanthoscelides obtectus is the source of this 183-nucleotide messenger RNA. The record is from the annotation of a GenBank genome assembly. Lineage: Eukaryota; Metazoa; Arthropoda; Insecta; Coleoptera; Chrysomelidae.